AUGAGCUCCCCCGGCUCCGAGAACGCGGGGAAGAGCCUGCAGUACCGAGUGGACCACCUGCUGAGCGCCGUGGAGAGCGAGCUGCAGGCGGGCAGCGAGAAGGGGGACCCCACGGAGCGCGAGCUGCGCGUGGGCCUCGAGGAGAGCGAGCUGUGGCUGCGCUUCAAGGAGCUCACCAACGAGAUGAUCGUGACCAAGAACGGCAGGAGGAUGUUCCCGGUGCUGAAGGUGAACGUGUCUGGCCUGGACCCCAACGCCAUGUACUCCUUCUUGCUGGACUUCGUGGCUGCCGACAACCACCGCUGGAAGUAUGUGAACGGAGAGUGGGUCCCGGGGGGCAAGCCAGAGCCUCAGGCGCCCAGCUGCGUCUACAUCCACCCCGACUCGCCCAACUUCGGGGCCCACUGGAUGAAGGCGCCCGUCUCCUUCAGCAAAGUCAAGCUCACCAACAAGCUCAACGGAGGGGGUCAGAUCAUGUUGAACUCCUUACACAAGUACGAGCCUCGGAUCCACAUAGUGAGAGUUGGGGGCGCACAGCGCAUGAUCACCAGCCACUGCUUCCCAGAGACCCAGUUCAUCGCAGUGACCGCUUAUCAGAACGAGGAGAUCACAGCUCUUAAAAUUAAAUACAAUCCAUUUGCAAAAGCUUUCCUUGAUGCGAAGGAAAGAAGUGAUCACAAAGAUAUGAUGGAAGAACCUGGAGACAGCCAGCAGUCUGGGUACUCCCAAUGGGGGUGGCUCAUCCCUGGAACCAGCAGCCUGUGCCCACCUGCCACCCCCCACCCUCAGUUCGGAGGGCCCCUCUCACUUCCCUCUACGCACGGCUGUGAAAGGUACCCCGCCCUGAGGAACCACCGGCCAUCCCCCUACCCCAACCCUUACACACAUCGGAAUAAUUCUCCAACCUAUUCUGACAAUCCAUCUGCAUGUCUGUCCAUGCUCCAAUCCCAUGACAGUUGGCCCAGCCUUGGGACGCCUGCCCAUACCAGCAUGCUCCCCAUGAGCCACAGCGCCGGCCCACCCACCGGCUCUAGCCAGUACCCCAGCCUGUGGUCUGUGAGCAACGGCACCAUCACGCCUGGGGCUCAGACGGCGGCGACGUCCAACGGGCUGGGGGCGCAGUUCUUUCGGGGCUCCCCCUCGCAUGCUGCGCCUCUCACCCACCCGGCCCAGGCAUCCUCCUCCGGAUCCCCGCUGUACGAAGGGGCCCCCACGGCCACAGACAUUCCCGACAGCCAGUACGAUGCGUCGGCCCAAGCCCGCCUCAUAGCCUCGUGGACGCCCGUGUCACCACCUUCCAUGUGA
This is a messenger RNA of Callorhinus ursinus (northern fur seal), 1305 nucleotides long. It is a transcript of the gene TBXT, whose product is annotated as T-box transcription factor T. The record is from RefSeq and is a predicted model, not a curated record. NCBI's taxonomy places the organism in Eukaryota, Metazoa, Chordata, Mammalia, Carnivora, Otariidae. Gene Ontology annotation, molecular function: RNA polymerase II cis-regulatory region sequence-specific DNA binding; DNA-binding transcription factor activity, RNA polymerase II-specific. Gene Ontology annotation, cellular component: nucleus; chromatin. Gene Ontology annotation, biological process: mesoderm formation; regulation of transcription by RNA polymerase II; positive regulation of DNA-templated transcription.